AUGGGAUCGUUGAAACUGUUCAUUAAGGCCGUCCGUAAGGCUAAGACCAUCGCAGACGAGCGAACCGUCGUGCGCAAGGAGUCGGCCAGUAUAAGAACUUCCUUCAGAGACCCAAACUUGGACCAAACCACUAGACGCAUAAACAUCUCCAAGUUACUUUACCUUUAUAUUUUGGGCGAAAAGACCCAUUUCGGUCAAGUGGAAUGUCUCAAGUUGUUGGCUUCACCGCGUUUCGCCGAUAAGAGACUGGGCUACUUGGCAGUAAUGCUACUUUUGGACGAGAAUCAGGAAGUGUUGACACUUUUGACCAACUCAUUGGAUAACGAUAUGCAACACCCCAAUACAUUUAUAGUUGGGUUGGCUCUUACGUGUCUUGGAAACGUGGCAUCGCCAGAAUUGGCUCGUGAUUUGUAUAAUGACGUGGAGAAAAUCAUCAAAACCACCAACUCAGGCUACUUGAAGAAGAAAGCCAGCAUAGUCGCUGCCAAAUUGAUCAACAAGGAACCUGAUUUGGGUGAAGUUUUCUUGCCUUUGGUCCAACACAUGCUGAACGAUAAACUGCCCCAGCUUUUGCUCGGUGUGUGCCGCAUGAUUCAAGAAAUGUACGAGCACUGCCCUGAACAAAGGGAAGCUGUCAUCAAGUUGGUGCCUCGUUUGAUUGCACACUUAAAGAGAAUUAUCACCUCGGGGUACAUGCCUGACUUCGAUGUUGCUGGUGUUACUGAUCCUUUCUUGCAAGUUACCUUGCUUCAUACCUUGCGUAUCUUGUCUAUUGACGAGUCUUGUCCUGCUGGAUACUUGGAGCAGAUGAACGAUAUUUUGACUCAGGUUGCGCUGAAUUUAGACAGUGUCAAGAACGCUGCACACGCCAUCUUGUAUGAGUGUAUCAAGACCAUUUUCGCCAUCAAGUCAGAUCAGUCUCUCCGUGUCCUCGGUAUCAACUUGCUUGGUAAGUUCUUGCUGACAAAAGAUAACAAUAUCCGCUAUGUGGCUCUCGAGAUGCUUCUCACCGUAAUAGACUACGAGCCCUUGGCUGUUCAAAGACACCGUUCUACAAUCGUCAGCUGUCUCCUGGAUGGAGAUAUCUCCAUUCGCCGCAGAGCCUUGGAACUUGCAUUUGCCAUUCUCAAUGAACAGAACAUCCGUGUCUUGAUCCGUGAAAUCUUAACUUUCUUGGAACAAUGCCCAGAUAAUGAAUUGAAGCCUUAUAUUACCUCGCAGAUCACCAUCGCAUCGUCUAAAUUCUCGCCUAACGAGAAGUGGCACUUCGACACGUUAAUCCGUAUGCUCAAGGUCUCGGGCAAUUACAUCACUUCAGACAUUAUCUCGAAUAUCUUAGCGCUCAUGAUGAGAUGCAGCUCGGCAGACUUGAGAAAACACCUUGUUUCUCGUCUUUUCCUGGCAAGCGUUGAAGAUCCACUGCAAUACGCCUUGGGCGUCGUCACAGUAUGGUGCUUGGGAGAGUAUGCCGACUCGAUCCUUGGAACUGAAGUUGAGAUCAAUGGAAAGCAAACGGUGGCAUCAGAGCUGGCCAUAUUAAAGCUCCUUGACGGCUACAUCAACAACUCGAACUUUAGCGAUAGUGAAACGACGCAGCUCGUGACAUAUAUCCUAACUGCUGUCAUCAAGCUCUCGGUUAAGUUCCAAGAUUCAGCUUCCCUUGAACAGUUGCGUCUUAUCCUCAACUCACGCAGUUACGACACAAACCUUGAGAUCCAAACUCGUGCCAUUGAAUACCAACAGAUUUUUGGUGAAAACCAAAAAUUGAAGCAGGGACUUUUGGCCCACAUGCCUGCUCCUCCUAUUAAGGACAGACAGUCAUUGAGUUCCCAAACCCUUUCUCUGGGCUCGUCUUCUGAGAAGACAGAGGAUUUACUAGACUUGUUAGAUGAUGUACCAGCAACGUCCAAUGAGACUUCUGCGGAGCAGGCUACCGAUAAUGACCUCUUGCUGGAUAUCUUUGGUCUGACUCCAGCGGCCCCCUCGGCUCCAAAAUCUACGGCCUCGAACGGUCUCCUUGAUUUAUACGAUUCACCACAAUCACGCGCUCCACAAGCUAAUUCUGCUGCAUCUUCUGCUCCAGCACCUUCUGCUACCGAGGUUGAAGCAUUUGCUGACGGCCAUUUGAAGAUUGCAUUUGAUAAUCCAUCGUUCCAGGAUGGUCAAGCUAGCAUUGAUGCCAACAUCACUUCUACAAGCCCAAGCAAAGUGGAUCAGGUUCAAUUGCUCUUUGCUGUGCCUAAGACGCAAAAAUUGAACAUUACAACUACUGCUGGCAGCGAUUCUCUUGUCACAAGCAAUAUCAUCCGCCAGUCGUUGAAAAUUACCGGUAAAGCCGGAUCGAAGGUGAAGUUGAGAGUCAAGGUGAAGUACAGACUCGACGGACAAACUAGAGACGACCAGUUUGACUUUGCCGGAUUUGAGGGGACUUUGUAG
This is a messenger RNA of Candidozyma haemuli, 2436 nucleotides long. RefSeq names its product Apl4p (gene APL4). The transcript has 2 exons. Bases 1 to 2436 code for a protein of 811 amino acids. Gene Ontology annotation, molecular function: clathrin-cargo adaptor activity. Gene Ontology annotation, cellular component: AP-1 adaptor complex; membrane coat; Golgi apparatus. Gene Ontology annotation, biological process: receptor-mediated endocytosis; Golgi to vacuole transport; intracellular protein transport. The record is from RefSeq and is a predicted model, not a curated record. NCBI's taxonomy places the organism in Eukaryota, Fungi, Ascomycota, Pichiomycetes, Serinales, Metschnikowiaceae.